Gilbertella persicaria is the source of this 3218-nucleotide messenger RNA. Its product is annotated as Glutamate/Leucine/Phenylalanine/Valine dehydrogenase-domain-containing protein. Bases 140 to 3157 code for a protein of 1005 amino acids. The transcript has 3 exons. NCBI's taxonomy places the organism in Eukaryota, Fungi, Mucoromycota, Mucoromycetes, Mucorales, Choanephoraceae. The record is from RefSeq and is a predicted model, not a curated record. Gene Ontology annotation, cellular component: mitochondrion. Gene Ontology annotation, molecular function: L-glutamate dehydrogenase (NAD+) activity.
CUCUCACUCCUUUCUUUUGCGGAGGUGCUGCUGUGCCUUAAUCCUGUCUGACUCACACUUGUGCUAAACUCACAUUAAUUUUUAUAUAAAUACCAAUCGUGUUAUCGUUUUUUUUAUUUCCUCAUUCAUAUUUUUAAACAUGAAAGAUACUACACGCAUUCUUAAUAACGAAAGUGGCUAUGCUACCAAUGUUUUUGCUGAAAAGGAGACUCAAAUGCAAAAGGUCUGUGAAAACCUUGAACAACUUGGUUUUCUUCCUAAAGAAUUAGUCAAGAAUGAAGUCCAGUGGUUUUACAAUAACCUCAAUAUCGAUGACUACUACUUUACUCUUGAAAGUGUAGAAACUAUCUCUAACCACAUCAUGUCCCUCUAUGGUGCCAAGAUCCUUGCUUACACUAAGAAUGAAAACGUGUUGGAUAUUAAUUUACAAAAGGAAACUGAAGACUCUGCUGUCUAUAUCCACUCUUCUGAACCUGGUAUUUCUCAAGUCAAAGGUCCUCAACAUGAAAGAAUUAUUGAUGACAAGUUUUUGGACAACUCUACUCCUUCUGAAGCCUACCGUGUUGAAUCCUAUCGCUCUAGCUCCAAUGGUGGUGGCCUCACUUCUCAAAUUCGUUCUUACUUUGUUACCAAAUGUGAAUUCGAAAACACAACUCCUACUCCUGAACAAGAAACUGAUAUCAAGCAAGUGGCCGAUAAGAGCUUCUUGCUUAAGGCUACUGACUACACUCUCAAGAUUUACGAGGAUGUGAUGCAAAACGUCCUUCAACGCACAGGCCCUGUGAUUGAAAUGUACGAAGUGAAGGGCUCUCGUGAAAAGCGUCUUAUUAUUGGUUAUCGUCAAAGAAGCACAAAGGGCUUCUUCUCUGCUGUUUCCGAUUUGUACCAUUAUUAUGAUUUAUACUCCACCCGUAAAUAUGUUGAACAAUUCUCUAACGGUGUGACGAUCAUCGGUCUAUACUUGCAUCCUGUGCCUCAAUCCAAGGCUGCUCCUAUUGAACAUUCUAUUUAUCAAGUCAUGAAGGAAGUCUCUCUCUUGUACUGUUUGCCUACUACACCUCUUCAACAAUACUUUCAAACCAAUAAGCUCUCUGUUCAAGAAAUGGCCUAUGGUUAUGUUGGUUGGAUCUUUGCUCAACAUUUCCUUAAUCGUUUGGGUAAAGAAUACUUGAGUUUGACUUCUGUUCUGGACCGUGCAAACCCUGUUCACGAGGAAGUCCUUUCCAAGUUGAAGAAGCGUCUUCGUCAAGAUACUUUUACCCGUGAAUACAUUCUCGAUAUUAUGAAGAGAUAUCCUGAAUUGAUCAAGGUUCUCUAUGCUAACUUUGCCACUACUCACUAUGUCAACCAACGUGAAGCUACUCUCCAACCUACUAUCUCUUAUCAACGUUUGACUAACAUGGAAGUCUUAUCUGUGGAUGACAUUAACAAGCGCAUCAAAUCUGUUACUACCAAUGCUCAUGAACAAUUGGUCUUUGAAUCUUUCUUGACCUUCAACAAACAUGUUCUCAAGACUAACUUCUACCAAACUACCAAGGUCGCUCUCUCUUUCCGUAUGGAUCCUAAAUUCUUGCCCGAAAUUGAAUACCCCACACCUCUUUAUGGUAUGUUCUUGGUGGUUGGUUCUGAAUUCCGUGGUUUCCAUCUCCGUUUCAGUGAUGUUGCUCGUGGUGGUAUUCGUAUGAUUCGUUCUCGUAACAGAGAAGCUUAUUCUAUCAACUUGCGUACUUUGUUCGAUGAAAACUACAACUUGGCCAACACACAACAGCGUAAGAACAAGGAUAUUCCUGAAGGUGGUUCUAAAGGUACUAUCCUUUUGGACAUUGACCAACAAGAUAAGCCUCUUGUUGCUUUUGAAAAGUAUGUCGACUCUGUACUUGACUUGUUGAUUGAUGGUGAAACUGUGGGUAUCAAGGACAAGUUGGUUGAUUUGACUGAAAAGCCUGAAAUACUCUUCUUUGGUCCUGACGAAGGCACUGCUGAAUACAUGGAUUGGGCUUCUCAACAUGCUCGCAGACGUGGUGCUAGCUUCUGGAAGGCUUUCACUACUGGUAAGAGUCAAUCUUUGGGUGGUAUUCCUCACGACACUUAUGGUAUGACAACUCGUUCUGUUCAUCAAUAUGUUUUGGGUAUUUACCGUAAGCUUGAAUUGAAGGAAGAAGAAUGCACCAAGUUACAAACCGGUGGUCCUGAUGGUGAUUUGGGUUCCAACGAGAUUAAGAUCUCUAGUGACAAGACAAUUGCUAUUGUUGAUGGCUCUGGUGUUCUUUACGAUGCUGCUGGUAUUGAUCGUACUGAAUUGAGCCGUUUGGCCGGAUCUCGUUUGAUGAUCAGCAACUUUGAUACUAGCAAGUUGAGUCCUCAAGGCUUCCGUAUCCUCGUGGAUGAAGACAAUGUCACUUUACCUGAUGGUACCGUUGUUGAAAACGGUCUUUAUUUCCGUAACACUUUCCACACCAACCCCUUGGCUCAAGCUAGUGUCUUUGUUCCUUGUGGUGGUCGUCCUGAAUCCGUUGGUUUAGAUAAUGUUCAACAAUUGAUUGAUUGUGGUAACGGUCCUCUCUUCAAGUACAUUGUUGAAGGUGCCAACUUGUUCUUUACCCAAGAAGCCCGUCUCCGUCUUGAAAAGGCUGGUGUUGUCAUCUUCAAGGAUGCUUCUGCUAACAAGGGUGGUGUUACUUCCUCUUCUCUCGAAGUCUUGGCUGCCUUGGCCUUUAACGAUGAAGAAUUCGACAAGCACAUGUGUGUCAAGGACGGUGUCGUUCCUGCAUUCUAUGAAAGCUACGUCAAGGAAGUCCAAAAGAUCAUUGAACACAAUGCUGCCAUUGAAUUCGAAGCUUUGUGGCGUGAACACCAACGUACCAAGUCACCUAUCUCAAUUCUCUCUGAUGAACUCUCUAAUGCAAUCGUUCAACUUCAAACUCAAUUACAAGGAUCUGGUCUUUGGGAUAACGAAUCAUUGCGCACAACUGUCUUGACUCGUGCUUUCCCCAAGUUGCUUCUUGAGACUCUUGGUCUUGCCAAGUUGUUGGAACGCGUUCCUGAGACUUAUGUCAAGGCCAUUUUUGGUGCCUAUUUGGCUUCUCAAUUCGUCUACAAGUAUGGUGCUCAUCCCGACAAUUUUGCCUUCUUUGAAUUCAUGCGUGAGAACUUUUAGAUUGUGAAAUCAUUAUAGCAUAUUCAUUUUUUCUUGUAUUAUAUCAUUUCCAAAAUAAACA